This is a messenger RNA of Delphinapterus leucas (beluga whale), 3231 nucleotides long. It is a transcript of the gene EIF2B4, whose product is annotated as eukaryotic translation initiation factor 2B subunit delta. NCBI's taxonomy places the organism in Eukaryota, Metazoa, Chordata, Mammalia, Artiodactyla, Monodontidae. The record is from RefSeq and is a predicted model, not a curated record.
CGAGGGUGAGUGAAGGGCCGGGCACACAAACAGGUACGCGAGCGGACGGGCCUCGGACGGCUACUGAUGGGCCCUGAGUACCUCUGGGCCCUGUCGUUCGGUUCCCGCGCCACGCCGGAGUCUGGUCCGCACUGCCUCGGGCGCACUCCGUGCCGCGUACCGGCUUGUUCCUCCGGGAGGUGUGCGUGCUUCUUCCUUCCCCCGCCCCCCUUCCCUUUGAUCCUGCCGCGCACUGCGUCCCCCACGCCGAUCCCCGGCUCACCUCCCGCCUGGUGGCGACCCGUGGUCAUGCAGACCCAGCAGCCAGCAGCGCCGAAUACGUGUCCCCGCAAACCCUCCCGGAGCCUCUCUGGUUCACUUUGUGCCCUGUUUUCUGAUGCAGACUCGGGAUCUGGGAUGAAGGCGGAGCUUGUUCCUCGGCCUGGGGCAGGGGGGAGGGAGAUGACCCAAGAAGAAAAGCUGCAACUUCGGAAGGAAAAGAAACAGCAGAAGAAGAAACGGAAGGAGGAAAAGGGGGCAGAACCAGAAACUGGCUCUGCUGUAUCUGCAGCCCAAUGUCAAGCAGGCCCGACCAAAGACCUGCCUGGACUGGACAGUCAGUUGGGCAGUGCCAAGGAGAAAGUUCCAGCAGGUCGGAGUAAGGCUGAACUUCGAGCUGAAAGGCGGGCCAAGCAGGAGGCUGAGCGGGCCCUGAAGCAGGCAAGAAAAGGGGACCAAGGAGGGCCACCUCCUCAGGCCUGCCCCAGCACAGCUGGAGAAACCCCCUCAGGAGUGAAGCGUCUACCCGAGCAUAGUCAGGUUGAUGACCCCACGCUUCUGAGGAGGCUUGUUAAAAAACCAGAACGACAGCAGGUUCCUACACGAAAGGAUUAUGGAUCCAAAGUCAGUCUCUUCUCCCAUCUACCCCAGUACAGCAGACAAAACUCUCUAACCCAGUUUAUGAGCAUCCCAUCCUCUGUGAUCCACCCAGCCAUGGUGCGACUCGGCCUGCAGUACUCCCAGGGCCUGGUCAGUGGCUCCAAUGCCCGGUGCAUUGCCUUGCUUCGUGCCUUGCAGCAGGUGAUUCAGGAUUACACCACACCUCCCAGUGAAGAACUGUCAAGGGACCUAGUGAAUAAACUAAAGCCCUACUUCAGCUUCCUGACUCAGUGCCGUCCCCUGUCAGCGAGCAUGUACAACGCCAUCAAGUUCCUUAACAAGGAGAUUACGGGUGUGAGCAGCUCCAAGCGGGAAGAGGAGGCCAAGUCAGAACUUCGAGCAGCCAUCGAUCUAUAUGUGCAAGAGAAGAUUGUGCUUGCAGCUCAGGCAAUCUCACGCUUUGCUUAUGAGAAGAUCAGUAAUGGAGAUGUAAUCCUGGUAUAUGGAUGCUCAUCUCUGGUAUCACGAAUUCUUCAGGAGGCUUGGGCUAAGGGCCGGCGGUUUCGGGUGGUAGUGGUGGACAGCCGGCCACGGCUGGAGGGAAAGCACACACUACGUUUUCUGGUCCGUGCUGGGGUCCCUGCCUCCUACCUGCUGAUUCCUGCAGCUUCCUAUGUGCUCCCAGAGGUUUCUAAGGUGCUGUUGGGAGCUCAUGCACUCCUGGCCAACGGGUCUGUGAUGUCACGGGUAGGGACAGCACAGCUGGCCCUGGUGGCACGGGCCCAUAAUGUGCCAGUGCUGGUCUGCUGUGAAACAUACAAGUUUUGUGAGCGUGUGCAGACUGAUGCCUUUGUCUCUAAUGAGCUAGAUGACCCUGACGAUCUGCUGUGUGAGCGAGGAGAACGUGUGGCCCUGGCUGACUGGCAGAACCACUCGUCCCUACGGUUGUUGAAUCUGGUCUAUGAUGUGACCCCCCCAGAACUGGUGGAUCUGGUGAUCACGGAGCUGGGCAUGAUCCCUUGCAGUUCUGUACCUGUUGUGCUGCGAGUCAAGAGUAGUGACCAGUGAGUGGGUGAACACAGGGUCAAUAAAUGACAUACUCCCUACACUUAGCAACUCUGCUGCCUUUUAUCUCUUUUAGCAUUGCCACCGCUUAGGUUAGGAGUCCAGACUGUCCAGCCCCUCUUAGCACCUGCUACCAACCUCCAUGCCAGUGCUUUGGGGCCAAAGUGAAGGUCAGUAUGGAGACCAUAAACUAUCCAAGUCAUCAGCCAUUUAUUGAGUAUCUAUGUGCCAUACACUGAGCUAGAUAUGAGGAAGAGUAUAAUAAGGACAAAUAAGAGUCCUAUCCUUAGUAUUUUAGUAUUAUUAUUACAUUAAUAUUUAAGUUAAACCAAUAUAUUGAUAUUUACAUUAAAUAGUUACACAUUAAUAUAUUAAUAUUUUGUAUCCUUAGUAUUGAGUAUUUACUGUGUGUCAUAAACUGUUGUAGUCCCGUUUUAUCCAUUUAGGAAGAUUAAUACCACUCUAUGAAGUGCGAUUUUAUAGAUGAGAUAACUGGGGCACAGAGAGGUUAAGUUACUUGCCCAAGGUAACACUAACUAAACCGGCAUGUGAUCUCCGGCAUUCUGGAUCUAGAGACUGUGCCCGUAAUUUUUACGCUAUCUGCCAUUAAGGAGUACUCAUCAUGAUGGAGGAAGACAGGUGACAUCUACAGUAUGAGAUACAUUCUACUAGUAGUAUGAACAGAGUUCAUUGGAAGCAACCCAGGAUGUUGCCAGGAGAUCUAGUGAGGUUGGAGAAGACUUCACAGGUAACAUCUGACCUAGUCCUUGAAGGAUAAGAAGUUUCCCAGUUGGAAAAGAAUGAGAACGCAGGUGAACAGAGGAAAUAACUUAGACUACAGAAUAGGCCUUAAAAUGACUGGCCAAUUCCAAAGUGUCAAGUAGUGUGGUAAAGCUAGAACCUCGGCUUAUGUGGAUAAUUAGUGAUACAGCUGCUAACGUAGGUUGGAUUGGGUCCAGAUUGUGAGAGUCUAACCAUUGUGGUUAGCCUAAAAAAUACGUUAGAGUCAUCCAUUUUGUGUGUGUGUGCGUGUGUAUGUAUGUGUGUGUAUGUUUUAUUGAAAAAUUUCAAGCAGCAUAGAAGUACAGUGAACUAUACAAAGAAUCCCCAUCACCAAAUGUAGUAAUUAUCAAGAUUCGCCACAUAUGCUUUUUUUGUUUCCCUUGUUUUCCUUGCUGAAGUUGUAUUAGAGCAAAUCCCAGUCAUUAUAUCGUUUUACUCCUCCAAACGUCAUUAUGUCUCUAAAAAAUAUGGAAGCUUACCAUGUCAUUACACUUAUUAAACUCUUCCUUAUUGUCCAAGCCAUAA